Molecule: messenger RNA, 909 nt
Organism: Aricia agestis (brown argus)
Lineage: Eukaryota; Metazoa; Arthropoda; Insecta; Lepidoptera; Lycaenidae
Gene: Dtd
Product: D-aminoacyl-tRNA deacylase
Exons: 7
Coding region: 176-703 (175 amino acids)
Biological process (GO): tRNA metabolic process
Cellular component (GO): cytoplasm
Molecular function (GO): D-tyrosyl-tRNA(Tyr) deacylase activity
Source: RefSeq, a predicted model, not a curated record
GUACCGUACGAAAAAUAGGAUAGGUUAGAUUUUAGGUAUCUUAAUUCAUAAAAAGUUAGAAUUAAAAGUUAGAACCGAAUGGUUAGAAGUAAGAACGUGAGAACUUACAAUCGUGUUAUUUUUUGCUCUAAAAAGAAUAAUUUAAAAUAAUUUUGAAUAAAGAGAAUCCUAGAAAAUGAAAGCCUUAAUUCAGCGUGCUAUGAAUGCUAGAGUUAGCGUAAAUGGAGAAGUAAUCAGCAGCAUCGGCCAAGGAGCAUGUGUAUUUAUUGGUAUCAAUCAAGAUGACACUAUGAAAGAUGUAGAAUUCAUGGCAAAGAAGCUAUUGAGUAUUAAACUAUUUGAAGAUAAUGAAAAAAAAUGGAAGAAAAGUAUUGUUGAUAAAGAAUUUGAGAUUUUGUGUAUUAGCCAAUUCACUCUCUAUGCUACAUGGAAAGGUAACCAUCCAGAUUAUCACAAAGCGAUGCCGGGGGAAAAAUCAAAAGAACUAUAUGAUAAAUUAAUUGAACUUAUGAGAAAACAAUACAAACCAGAUAUGAUAAAAGACGGUGUUUUUGGUGCUUACAUGCAAGUAACGUUACAAAACGAUGGACCGGUUACACUAGAAUUAGAGUCACCUGUCCAGCAAGAAAAAGUUAAACAAAAGAAGACAAACAAUGAAGCAAAAAGUUCAAGAAGUAUUGAAUAUGAAGGUUUACGAGUAUGAUGAAGACGAUGAGAAAUUCAAGUUAAAUGUGAUGGAUAAACAGUUGGAGGUGAUGAUAGUCAAUAUACUAUCUACAUAAUUAAAACUCAUGGAAGGGCAACACACCAGAUUUUCACAAGAUGAUGGGCGGUGAGAAUUCACAAGAGUUCUACAACAAAAUAAUUGAAUAGCGCAAGAGUAUUUACGACCCAAAGUAAAAGGUGAUG